GGGGGGGGCGGGGCCGGAUGCGUGCGGCGCGGCGGGCGCUGUGUGCGGGCUGCGAGCGGCGCAGGAUGAAGGUGCUGGUGGCGGCGGCGGCGCUGAGCGCGGCUUUGCUGCUGCUGCUGCCCGCCACCGCGCGCGCCGACGAGCGGAAGAAGGGGCCCAAGGUCACCGCCAAGGUGUUCUUUGACCUGCGGAUUGGUGAGGAAGAUGUGGGCCGCGUCGUCAUCGGCCUCUUUGGCAAGACGGUGCCCAAGACGGUGGAGAACUUCGUGGCGUUGGCCACUGGAGAGAAAGGAUUCGGCUUCAAGAGCAGCAAGUUCCACCGUGUGAUCAAAGACUUCAUGAUCCAGGGAGGAGACUUCACCCGUGGAGAUGGCACUGGAGGAAAAAGCAUCUAUGGGGAUCGCUUCCCUGAUGAGAACUUCAAGCUGAAGCAUUACGGCCCUGGCUGGGUGAGCAUGGCCAACGCCGGGAAGGACACCAACGGUUCCCAGUUCUUCAUCACCACGGUGAAGACGCCGUGGCUGGACGGCAAGCACGUGGUGUUCGGCAAAGUGCUGGAGGGCAUGGACGUGGUGAGGAAGGUGGAGAACACUAAGACCGACAGCCGGGACAAGCCCCUGAAGGAUGUUGUCAUCGCCGACUGUGGCACCAUCGAGGUGGAGAAGCCAUUUGCCAUUGCCAAAGAGUAAUCCACUGUCUUUGGAAGGCGGCUGCAAGGACCCCAGCUGCAAAGGGCUGUGGGCCUGGGGCUGCCCUGCUCCCACUCUGUGCAUUUCCCCGUCACCUCUAGGGUGGGGGAGCAGCAGCAGAGCCGCUGUGCCCUACAGCCCCGCUGCCCACCUUCCUGCCAGUGGGCGGGUCAGGGCCUGGCUCCUCUUCCUGCCACUUUUGGAACAGGCACAUGCACCAAUAAAUGUGACCAAUCUUUUUUAAA
Colius striatus (speckled mousebird) is the source of this 934-nucleotide messenger RNA. RefSeq names its product peptidylprolyl isomerase B (gene PPIB). Gene Ontology annotation, biological process: protein peptidyl-prolyl isomerization; protein folding. The record is from RefSeq and is a predicted model, not a curated record. The transcript has 5 exons. The coding region runs from base 18 to 689 and encodes 223 amino acids. NCBI's taxonomy places the organism in Eukaryota, Metazoa, Chordata, Aves, Coliiformes, Coliidae. Gene Ontology annotation, cellular component: intracellular membrane-bounded organelle. Gene Ontology annotation, molecular function: peptidyl-prolyl cis-trans isomerase activity.